Molecule: messenger RNA, 948 nt
Organism: Ilex paraguariensis (yerba mate)
Lineage: Eukaryota; Viridiplantae; Streptophyta; Magnoliopsida; Aquifoliales; Aquifoliaceae
Source: the annotation of a GenBank genome assembly
AUGGAAUGGUAUUCGUGGUGCUGUCAGCUGUGUGAGAGAAAGAGAAGCUUUAAAGACGGAGAGUUCGUUAAGCAAAGGGUGAAAACGUCUUUGUGGUUUCAGUCCGAAUGGGAAGGAAUCACACUGUUCGGUGCACUACUUGAAACGGUUCACAUUGGUGCAAAAGAAAGAAACAAUAUGAAUGCUUUCAAGGCUUACAAAGCAUGUGUCCCAGUUGCAUGGAGCCACAACUUAUACAUAACUUUGGUUAGGGGCAUUCCGGGGACCAGGAGGCUUCACAGGCGUACCUUGGAGGCAUUGCGUCUAACCAAGUGUAAUCGAACAGUUAUGCGAUGGAACACUCCUACUGUCAGAGGGAUGCUUCAACAGGUGAAGAGAUUGGUUGUGAUCGAGACAGAAGAGAUGUAUAAAGCCCGUAAACAAAAGGAAGCAAGCCACCGAGCUCUACGUCCUCCAUUGGUUGUGAACCAUCUCCCUGCCCCUGCAAGUGAUUCUUCUCAACAACCUGUUUAAUUUUUGUGAGGUUACCUUCUCACAUACUGGUCUCUGUCUGCAUGUAAUUCCCCCUUUGAUCACUGAAAUUAUCAUGACAAUCAGGCCCCUCCAACCAGGCCCCAACUAGAAGAUUAGGAUUCGAUUGUAGGCCGCUGUACCAAUUAUCAUAUCCUUGGGUGCACCUGUGAAGCCUUUGUAUGGACACCAUUGAAGCCCCUCUGUGAUGCACCCUUGUGGGGUACUUAGGACCAUAACCCACUAGAUUGCUCAGGUUCGUUGUGUUAGAGCGUAGAAUAUAACCCGCUUAUGAAUUUGGCAAAGGCGUGGAUUUCGUAAGGGACUACAAUUCCUACAUGGCAGCUGAGCUCUUCUGCUUUGGAUCAUGUAGGAAGUCGAGUUCAAAGUCCGAUUACACUCGGUAUAAUUUUCACACUAAUCAACUUGAUGUGUAAU